AUGUCCAAUGCUUCGUCAAAAGCUUGGUGGAAGGAAGCCGUCGUGUACCAGAUUUACCCAGCCAGCUUUAAGGACUCGAACGGAGACGGGUUGGGAGACAUUCCCGGCGUCAUCAGCAAGAUUUCAUAUAUCAAAUCCUUAGGAGUCGACACAAUAUGGCUUUCACCCAUCUUUGCAUCUCCACAAAACGACAUGGGCUACGACAUCUCGGACUAUCGCGCCAUCCACGCCCCAUAUGGUACAGUGGAGGACGUACAGACACUCAUCGAUCAGCUUCAUAGCAACAGCAUGAAGCUACUAAUGGACCUGGUUGUGAAUCAUACGAGUGACGAACAUGCUUGGUUCAAGGAGUCUCGCUCCUCUAGAGAUAAUCCCAAGCGCAACUGGUACUUCUGGAGAGACCCGAAGAUCGACAACGAGGGUAACAGAAAAGAGCCCAAUAACUGGAAAUCUAUUUUUGGCGGUAGUGCAUGGCACUUCGACGAGCACACUGGUCAAUACUACCUUGCGUUGUUCCUCCCGUCUCAACCUGAUCUGAACUGGGAGAAUGGUGACAUGCGUCAGGCCUCGUACGACGACAUGCGCUUCUGGCUUGACCGCGGUGUUGAUGGUUUCAGAAUCGACAGCAUGAAUCUGAUGAGCAAGCACCCCGAUCUCCCGGAUGGCAAAGUCAUCAACGACGAGCCGUAUCAGUCAGGCGCCGAAUUCUUCGCCUCGGGCCCCAAGAUGCACGACUACAUCCGCGAGAUGCGAGCUGUCUUCGACGAGUACGACACCAUGAACGUAGGCGAACUUGGUUUUACGAAGGAUGAGCUGUCCGUAAGUGAGUACGUCGCCAAGGACAGGCACGAGCUCAACAUGGUCUUCACUGGCGAUAUCGUUGACAUGGACUUUGGUGCCGAAGCCAAGUAUGGUCGAGGCAGCUUCCAUCCCCGCAAGAUCAGACAGAUCACUGAUAUGUGGCAGAGAGUGAUGCCAAAAGUCAAUGGGUGGAACAGUGUCUACCUGGACAACCAUGACAGCGGUCGCUCUCUCAGUCGUUACACUUCGGAUGCGCCAGAGCACCGUGCCACAGCAGCAAAGAUGCUUGCUACAUACCUCCUCACCCUGAGUGGAACGCCUUUCAUGCUUGCUGGACAAGAGAUUGGUAUGGCGAAUCUCGGCAAAGAGUAUGGUCCUGAAGCCUACAUCGACGUUGAAGCACGCAACUACUACGAAGCUGUACUCAAGUCAAGGGGCGGCGACCACUCGAAGAUGGGAGAUGUCAUGCGCGAAAUCCAACUCAAGGCCCGAGACCACGGAAGACUACCCAUGCAAUGGGACAACAGCGCUAAUGCAGGCUUCUCUGGGGAAUGUACACAGCCCUGGAUGACCAUCAACCGCGACUACAUCAAUUGGAAUGUCGCAAGCCAAAUCGAUGACCCCAACAGUGUGCUGGCAUACUGGCGCAAGAUGCUGGCCUUGAGAAAAGUGAACACAGACCUGCUCACGUAUGGCUCAUACACACCGUUGAGCGAAGGCGACACUGGCGAGAAGGUGCUCGGAUACGAACGUCAAUGCCACGAGACUGGCAAGACCGCUGUUGUGUUGCUCAACUUCUCAGAUCGGGAACAAAAGGUGCAAAUCAAGUCCUUUGCACAGCGGGAGUUUGAGGUCCUCAUCUCGAACCAAGAGCCCAACAUCAAGGCUCAUAACGUCACACUGAUGCCGCAUGGUGCCAUCAUUAAAGCUAGCUAUGUUACGUUGAUGCCUUACGGUGCGGUCGUGCUUGUGGACAGGAGCUAG
Aureobasidium namibiae CBS 147.97 is the source of this 1785-nucleotide messenger RNA. Its product is annotated as putative alpha-amylase. The coding region runs from base 1 to 1785 and encodes 594 amino acids. Gene Ontology annotation, biological process: oligosaccharide catabolic process. Lineage: Eukaryota; Fungi; Ascomycota; Dothideomycetes; Dothideales; Saccotheciaceae. The transcript has a single exon. Gene Ontology annotation, molecular function: alpha-amylase activity. The record is from RefSeq and is a predicted model, not a curated record.